Lepisosteus oculatus (spotted gar) is the source of this 2895-nucleotide messenger RNA. The record is from RefSeq and is a predicted model, not a curated record. Lineage: Eukaryota; Metazoa; Chordata; Actinopteri; Semionotiformes; Lepisosteidae.
CACAAUUCAUUACGAACCGAGUUCGCAGGUUUCGCGGUGGCAAUCAGUGUCUGCCGGGCAGUGAUUUCGGUUCUGCCUCGUAAGUAACGCAGGGUCAAGUGGGCUUGUCGCAGGGGAGUCGUCACAGAGUUUUCUUCUCACACGGAGGAGAGACAGGACCGCAGCCCGUCCGGGGAGCCGCGACCGCGAGUUUACUCCAUAGGCGACGCAUUCACAGAGCCGCCUCUCCCGUGUGAAAUCGUCUACAACGGUUCAUAACGGUCAGAAAGACCGAAAAGACUGUAUGAGGUAACGGGAAGAAAAUAUCGCCGUUCCCGGUCAGGCUCGGCCCGGGCCAGUGAAGGUGCGCGGACACCCGGAGCUCCGAGGGCGUUUCGUGGUCUCCGGGCUUGACGACUGCCGUGCCUGUGAGCCACCAGUAAUUCAGGACCUUCCGCGUUCCUCACCCUCCCCUCCUUGGAACAGCGAAAACCGCAUGAGAAGGCUGAACUAGAAGAACGAGAAAACGAGCCUCAGCACAACGUCCUGGGGAGGAUGCAGAGACGGGAGGACUGAGAGACACUGUGAAAGGAAGAUGUCCUCUUUUCUCAGCAAGCUGGGUUCUGAGAUGGACUGGCUGCAGAUGCUCAGGAACACCUCUGUCCUUGUGGGGACCGGGACUGAAUCAGUGAGUGACCACCGGGGGGCGCUCUGGAGCCUGCACUGGCUCUGGGGACAGGGGGACAGGGAGAGAGGAAGGACGGGGGGCGGGCCCUCCUCUGUGCCCUAUUCCUACCAGGUGUCCCACCUGUUCGUGGGGCUCACCCUCCCCCUGUCCCUGUCCCUGCUCUUCCUGCUGGGCAUCUUCAACAUCCUGAUCCUCUGCAACCUGCGGAGCAGCAGGGCCGGCCUCAGGCCCCCUGGGGGCCGCGUCUCCGGGCCCACCGCUCGGGCGCUGGUCUCCAUGGGGGUGGCAGACACCGCCCUGUGCAUGACCGCGGCGCCCACUGUGCUGCUGUCCGACCUGGGGGUCCCAUUCCCCUUCUACCCCUGCCUGCUGCUGAGCUGCACCGUCCUGGGCUGGGCCAUGGUGUCCUCCUUUCACCACGUGCUCAUGGCGUACUACCGCUGGAAGCUGAUCACGCAGCCGCACAGCAGUCGGGGUAGACAAGCGUGGAGCUCCUCCCUGUUCCCUCUGUCUUUGUGCUGGGUGGCUGGCGUUGCCAUCAGCUGCCUGCCUUACCUGGGCUACAACAACUACCCCAAUCUACAGGCCGCCUCCUACAGCGCUGCAGCCAAUCACAGCCCUGGAGUCAACCUGAGCUCCCUCACUCACCCAGCCAAUCACAGCCCCGCACCCAGUCAUAUUUCCGCCACUACAGCCAAUCACAGCCCUGGAGUCAACCUGAGCUCACUCACUCACCCAGCCAAUCACAGCCCCACACUCAGCUAUGUUCCCGCCACUACAGCCAAUCACAGUCCUGGGCUCACUUACACCACCACUUCUGCAGCCAAUCAGAACCCCGCAGGCAGACAGAUUCCCUUCAGCGCAACACCUUACGUCUCGGAAGAUGCACUGAAAGAAUAUGCUUUCCAAAGCGUGCCAGCACGCACCUACUCUGCAUCACCGAACAACCCCAGAGUCCCCUUCAUGAAGGAUCUGUUAGCGUUCACUGUUCCCAGUUUGACCACUCCCAUCUCUCCAUCUGUUCACCGAUGGCCUAACUCUGCUGUGAAUUCCAGUAAGAGAGCAUCCCCUGGUCACACACCUGGAGCUCCACAGCAGCCUCCUGCCUCCUCACACAGCGAUAGAGUUUGCUGUCCUAGGCCUGUUAACAUCCAUCCUCAGACUAAGCCUUUCGUAUCCACCUGGAGUGCACCAGUGACUGACCACAGUUCCAGGGGGGUGUACAGGAAGCCAGCCCUACCCCACCAACACUCCCCGCAGCCAGUCAGCGACAGAGAUGUCGAAGCCUUCUCUCUUCUCACUGACACGCCCUCAGCCAGGUAUAGCUCUCUUUCGGGGCACAGGGUCACGUCAAGGCAAGUCCAGAACCCUGGGCCGGUCAAUGGGGCCAAGACUCCACAGUCUGCAGCAGCCAUUGGGCCUGGAAGCAGUCAAGGUGGUAUCAAACCAGCCGGACUCGGUGUCCUCCCCCCCGAGUACCAGCCGAUGGCGUCAGACCUCCGCCAGGAGAGUCACAUGAUCCCCCAGGGCAACCGCGACGGACUCGCCUUCACUACCGAGACCCCUGCCUCCGACAGCACGCCCACAACCCCCGGAGAGUCACUCUCGAGUUUGCAGCAGAUGGAGAAGGACCCCGGGCGACCUCUGACCUCGCCGCACCACCUGAAGCCAUAUUUCCCGCUGCCACGUGCCCUGAAAACCCCCACCUUGGAGUGCGCUGGCAGCCCCAGCUCCUGCCGGGUCCCCUGCAUCUACCAGAACGUCUUGUCCCUCACCUACCUCACCUACGUCGUCUUCCUGUGCGGGGUGACUCUGCCCCUGGGCGUGACCUGCCUCCUCUACUGCCUGGCCUUCCGGGCCAUCCGGGCGCACUGCCGCGGCCGGGCCCUCCUCUCGCCCCCCGCCUCCUCCGCCCCCCGCGCGCCCUCCCACAAUUCCCUGUUCUACCUCCGGCAGAGGCGCGUGGCCAGGCUGACGGCGCUGCUCUUCGGCCUGUACGUCCUGUCGCGCCUGCCCUUCAACCUGCUGAACGCUGUCAUGCUGCUGUGCCCCUCCUGCCCCGUGCCGUACUGGGCGCCCCCGCUGGCGAUCCUGUGCGCCGUCUUCAGCGCCGCCUCCAACCCCCUCAUCUACCUGGUGAGGGGCGAGGGGAAGCUGGCCAAGGUGCUGAGGCAGGCCCUGUCGCCGAACCAACACUAGGGGGCUUUAUUCCGAAAAAACACACAUCU